AUGAUCAGGUCCUUCCCAACCCUCAGUCACCGCCAUCCACGCGUCCAACGCGCUCCUUUUUACCCGUCGAAAGCCCACGCUCGCCCCAGUGCGUCGACCCUCGAGAGUCUCAAUGAACCCUUUUUGUCAUCUCCGAGGCACAAAAGCAGUCGCAGUGAGUCCUUGCGGUCCACGUGGAUGACCAACGAUAGCGACUCGAUAGGAGGAGAUUACUACAAUGACGACGACGAGGAGGAGGAGCUUAGUGCAACAAAGGAGGUAGAUGUAGAGGCGGAGGUGACAACACCCGCGUGUCCGCAAGCGCUCAAUGUGGUUGUCCCCUUGCAAGCCCAACCACUAAGUGACUGGGUCUACUGGCAACGGGAUGCCGUCGCGCUUCCCAACUGUUGGACGCGCGUCUUUGCCGUCUUUUGCGGCACGGAGUUAUGGCUCUAUCGCUACGAAGAGGCUUCGGCUCGGAGUUUAUUACUUCGGAUACGGGUUACAGCGCUAGAUGUUGGACCGGAAGACACCCGUCAGCUGCAGCUCCAGGAUGGAAUGACGACCACGACCGUCACGGUCCAUUUGUGUUUCCUGGACUCGCUGAGCUUCACCAGAUGGCAAAGUCAUGUGGCAACGGAGAUUGCCAAGCUGUCGGGGCCGAGACAAGAGGGAAACCAUGUGGUCGUGCUGUCGACGAUGGCGUCAGCUCUGCAGAAGCCAAGCAGCUUGUGGAAGGUGGUGAUGACGAGUAUGCGGACCAAGCACCAGGCUGCAGCAGGUCAAGCUGAUCCUGCUUUUGUACUGGCGAAUCAAAAGAGACUGAAGAGUCUGGGGCAGCGGUGGAAACAAGUGACGACGGCAUUAAAGAGCGCGCUGAAGCCGAGUCGAGGGCGUUCCCACCACUUGCCACAGCUGGACGGGUGA
Molecule: messenger RNA, 906 nt
Organism: Peronospora matthiolae
Lineage: Eukaryota; Oomycota; Peronosporomycetes; Peronosporales; Peronosporaceae
Source: the annotation of a GenBank genome assembly